Saccharomyces eubayanus is the source of this 2565-nucleotide messenger RNA. RefSeq names its product transcription regulator GCR1 (gene GCR1). Gene Ontology annotation, molecular function: RNA polymerase II cis-regulatory region sequence-specific DNA binding; DNA-binding transcription factor activity, RNA polymerase II-specific. Bases 1 to 2565 code for a protein of 854 amino acids. The record is from RefSeq and is a predicted model, not a curated record. NCBI's taxonomy places the organism in Eukaryota, Fungi, Ascomycota, Saccharomycetes, Saccharomycetales, Saccharomycetaceae. Gene Ontology annotation, biological process: positive regulation of ribosomal protein gene transcription by RNA polymerase II. The transcript has a single exon.
AUGAAUUUUCUGGCCCAAGCUAUGUCAGGAACAUUUCAAGGGUCGAAUAACAAGAUAAAACGUAAUGUAAGGACACAAAGUGUGCCAUCAGCUUCCUAUAAUACUGACAAAGAACCAUAUGGACCAAAUACUAACCAAUUAAACGUCCUACUUUCUCAAUUGGAACAGCAAACAAGUGUUGAUAGUACCAGCACGAGCUCAAACUUCUAUUCCAUUGCACAAUAUAUUCUACAGUCAUAUUUCAAAGUCAAUGUAGACUCUCUAAACACUUUGAAAUUGGUGGAUUUGAUAGUGGACCAAACUUACCCUGAUUCUUUGACGCUAAGGAAGCUAAAUGAGGGAGUGUCAGCACAACCGUACGAUUAUUUUAAUACAGUUUCUCGUGAUCCUGAUAUCUCUAAAUGUCCAAUAUUUGCAUUGGCCAUAUAUUUCGUUAUACGAUGGAGUCAUCCUAAUCCCCCAAUCUCAAUUGAGAAUUUUACUACAGUGCCCUUACUAGAUGCAAACUUCGUUUCUUUAAAUUCUAACCCAUUACUUUAUAUUCAAAACCAAAACCCAAACAGCAAUUCAAGCGUUAAAGUUCUGAGGUCACAAACGUUUGAACCAUCCAAAGAAUUGCUUGAUUUAGUAUUUCCGUGGCUGUCGUAUUUGAAGCAGGACAUGCUUCUUAUAGAUAGAACAAAUUAUAAGCUAUAUUCUCUCUGUGAAUUAUUCGAAUUCAUGGGUAGAGUAGCAAUUCAGGAUCUCCGAUAUUUAAGUCAGCAUCCUCUAUUGUUACCCAACAUUGUAACAUUUAUUUCCAAAUUUAUACCUGAACUUUUCCAAAACGGGGAAUUUAAGGGAAUUAGUUCCAUCAGAAACCUAAACAAUGAUGCUACAGAUUCCCUAAACAACGCUACAGGAAUAGAGAAUCAAUUUCUAAACCCUUCCGCAGAGGAAAUGAAUCAAAAAGUUGACUCGUAUUUUAUAGAAUUGUCGAAGAAAUUAACUACAGAGAACAUUAGAUUAAGUCAAGAGAUUACACAGCUUAAGUCGGAUAUGAAUUCUGUAGGUAAUGUAUGUAAUCAAAUUUUGCAAUUACAAAGACAACUCCUUUCAGGUAACCAAGCAUCCGUAUCGAAGUCUGAAAACUAUGCAUCUUCCACAGGUGGGGGGAUAUUGAUAUUGGAUAAGAAUAGCAUCAAUUCGAAUAUACUGAGCAAUUUAGUUCAAUCGAUCGAUUCGAGUCACUCAAAACCAAACUCACAAACUCAAACUCAAACUCAAACUCAAACUCAGCAAAGGGACUCGAAAGGGCAAUCGCAGGGCCACAGCCAAAGUAUCAGUAGUCCUGCCCUAGCACCCAUUAAUAUGUUUCCGAGCCUGAGUAACUCUAUACAGCCAAUUUUCAACACCUUGGCACCGCAGCCGCAAGAUAUAGUUCAGAAGAGGAGACUACCGUUACCAGGUUCAAUAGCGUCUGCAGCAACGGGCAGUCCCUUUUCUCCAUCACCUAUCAAUGAAUCGCCCUACAGUAAACGAUUUAAGCUGGACGAUAAACCAACGCCGUCUCAAACAGCUCUUGAUUCGUUACUUUCAAAAUCAAUCUCGAGUCCAAGGUUGCCUCUUUCAACAUUGGCUAACACAGCUGUAGCUGCGAAUUCCGCGGAAUCCCUCCGUUCACCUCAACAAUAUCAGCCUUCCCCAGAUUUUGUAGUCGGUGGUAGUUCAAGUUCAACAACAGACAAUAACUCUAAGAAGAUUACUGAAGAUUCUCCUUCAAAACUUGCCGAGCGACCACGUCUUCCAAACAAUGAUUCCACUACCAGCAUGCCGGAGAGUCCCAUAGAAACAACUGGGGACGAUGUUGCUAAAGAACUGACAUCUAUGUCAAAGACUUCAGCGCCAAAUGAGAAUAGCCCCGAGCCGAAAGAUUUUGACAAAGAUAGCAAUGGCGGUACUCCAUGUAGUACAGAUGUUGGAAAACUAGUGCCCAUUUCCACUAUCAAUGGUUCCACUGAAGCCACAAAUUCAACCUGUACGAUGACAAAGGUAUCCCCAUCGUUCUCGCAAAAUGCACCCAAAUCUGAAAUGAUGAAUAAAAAAGGAUCCAAAGCAGGACCGAAUGAGGCCAUCAAAUAUAAAUUGUCUAGGGAAAAUAAGACAAUAUGGGACUUAUAUGCAGAAUGGUAUAUUGGUUUGAAUGGGAAAUCUUCGAUAAAGAAAUUAAUAGAGAACUAUGGUUGGCGAAGAUGGAAAGUUAGCGAAGAUUCCCAUUUUUUCCCUACAAGAAGAAUCAUUAUGGAUUACAUUGAAACGGAAUGUGACCGUGGCAUAAAGCUCGGUAGAUUCACGAAUCCUCAACAACCGAGGGAAGACAUAAGGAAAAUCUUGGUCGGAGAUUUAGAGAAGUUCAGGAUAAACAAUGGCCUGACUUUGAACUCUUUAUCAUUAUAUUUUAGAAACUUGACCAAAAAUAACAAGGAGAUUUGUAUUUUUGAGAAUUUUAAAAAUUGGAACGUUAGAUCAAUGACAGAAGAUGAGAAGCUCAAGUACUGCAAAAGACAACAUAACACACCUUCAUAG